This is a messenger RNA of Alternaria metachromatica, 408 nucleotides long. RefSeq lists its product as uncharacterized. Gene Ontology annotation, molecular function: catalytic activity. The record is from RefSeq and is a predicted model, not a curated record. The transcript is spliced from 3 exons. Lineage: Eukaryota; Fungi; Ascomycota; Dothideomycetes; Pleosporales; Pleosporaceae. Gene Ontology annotation, biological process: nucleotide metabolic process. The coding region runs from base 1 to 408 and encodes 135 amino acids.
AUGCAAGAAACGGACCUCCACUACCCACCCCAAACCUGCCCCUUCUGCACCAUCGCCGCCGCCUUCCCCUUCCCCUCAUCAUCACCCUCGUCUAUUUCCCCGAGCAGUCCACCGCCCACUCCCUCUCUAUGGAAGAGCAGCAGUACCCUAGAACAAGACUUGUUGAAAGAGAGCAUACCGAAAGAAGAGGAGAGCGAUCCCGAGAAAACCAAUCCGAGUAGUUUUGUCGUGUUGCGGAGUAGGGAUGUCGUUGCUUUUCUGGAUAUCUUGCCGAUGACGGGAGGCCAUUUGCUUGUUACUACGCGUCAGCAUAAGGUCAAGGUUGCGGAUAUGGAGGCUGUGGAGAGUAGGGAGAUUGGUUUCUGGUUACCGAUACUAGCACGGACGGAGCACGUGCAGCACAAGUAG